UUUGGGAAAUUCUGACUUUGUAACUAACUGAUUUUGCUACAAUUAAAACUACUCCGGAACUUACAACCUUUCCUUAGCUCAGAGGUCCUCGAAAUGAAGAUUUCAGGUGAAAAACGAAAGUGGCUGACCAUUUUUACUAUCAUCUUCUAUGCCCAUGCCUCGAGUGUUUGUGCCUCUAUUCGGUAUGGUUUCCUAGCAGAUGCUUUUUCGAGAAGAAAUAUCCCCGGAAAGAUAUACGGUUUGGUCGGAACAAGUCUGUUCCUCGGUUUUGGGUUUAUGUUUUUCUCCCAGGGAACGGAAAAGUUGAUGAGAAAAUGGAGCAGCAGGUCCAUCCUGCUACUAAGCAUGUUAGGAUGGGCAAUUGUUUCGCUUCUCACUGGCUUUGCUUACAGUAUUCCCGAUACAACUGUUGUUAUAGCCAUCUCAUUUGUGUUAAGGAUAUGUCAGGGAGUUUUGUCAUAUACAAGCACUCUUGUACCGAUCGAUUUCAUCAAUGCAAACUUCCCCGAAGAGUUUGACAUGGUAAACGGGCUCGUGAAUAUGGGUUACUUUAGUGGGCAUGGGGUGGCUGAAGCUGUUGGCUGUGUCAUCUAUGACAAAAUAGGAUACACGGCAGCUUACGGAUUCACUGCGGUCGUUGCACUUCUUGCAGCAACAAGUUCCUUUUUCUUCAUUCCUAAUACAAGAACAUACUUGUCCACUCAAGAUGACAUAUCGGAUGAUGAUCAAACGAUGUUAAAAACAGGAUCGAAGAAAAAUAAGCUCACAAAGUUAUUAAUAAUUCCAAUGAUAGCUACAAUGCUCAUUAAUGCAAACUAUGGAGUAAUUCAAGUCACAGUAACCCCCUUUCUGAAGGAAGAGUUCAACAAGUCUAUUUCUUACGGCGGAACAGUUCUGACACUAGUGUCAAUUGGAAUGGCGACUGGGAGCGUUAGUGUAGGCGUAAUUCUCCAGAAAAAGAUUCUAAACCCCUUGACUGCGAUGGGGAUUGGUGCCACGUGUAUCUUCACUGGACUUCUGGUAACUUUCCCUCCACAAUCUUUACCUGCUUUGUAUGAACUCAGUCCAAUACUGGCAUAUCCUGGAGUCUUCACAGCUGGUUUGGGGGACCCCAUUAUGACUAUAGCUACCCUUAGAGCCCUCUGUGACAUCCAGCUGCAGAAAAAGGGGUUGUUGACCCCGAAAAUGGUAACAAGGAUAACCUCGAUAUGGAUUGUAGGAUACAGCUCCAUGUAUUAUGCAGGAUCUUUCAUCGCCGGGACACUAAUGGACUACUUUUCUUACUCAGCGUCAGCAGAGAUUUUAGCUGGAUUCUGUCUCAUAGCUUUACUUAUCUGUAUUGGGAUGAGACUUUACGUCAAAGAUAAGGCUGACGAGGACAAAGAAAAGGUGGCAUUGAUCAAACAAUGAAGCUGGUGGUAAAGAUGAACUGUUUUAAUAAUUGACAAUAUAGAUUUUAUCUGUUUCAAACAAGUGAAACACUUGAAAUGUGUCGACAAAAGAAUUAAUUCGUGAAAUAUGAAACAAUUUGUGUCAAAUUAGAAUGGUGAAAGCUAGUUAAAAUUUAUGUUUUGGCCUUUUAUAAAUACAUAAUUUUAAAAUACAGAUGACUGGUCAUCGCUAUAAUUAUUAUUGAUUUUUCUAAUAUAUUAUAUGUGCGAUAUUUUAGUAAUGAGACAAUUAAUUAUUAUUAACUGAUCAUUGAUUUCAUCUAAUUAUGAAGAAUACCUUUUUUAUAAACAUUUAAUUAUUUGAUAUAACAUGAUCAUGGUUUCCAUGACUCAAACGAAAGAUGAAAGGCGUACCUUAAACGAUAGAAAGGUUAUAAAGUGAUGAGAUAUUCUCUUCUAUUUUUCAAUUUUUGUAAAAUUUUAUUUAAAUUAG
Molecule: messenger RNA, 1884 nt
Organism: Bolinopsis microptera
Lineage: Eukaryota; Metazoa; Ctenophora; Tentaculata; Lobata; Bolinopsidae
Exons: 4
Coding region: 94-1410 (438 amino acids)
Biological process (GO): transmembrane transport
Molecular function (GO): transmembrane transporter activity
Source: RefSeq, a predicted model, not a curated record